This is a messenger RNA of Anisakis simplex (herring worm), 885 nucleotides long. The record is from the annotation of a GenBank genome assembly. NCBI's taxonomy places the organism in Eukaryota, Metazoa, Nematoda, Chromadorea, Rhabditida, Anisakidae.
AUGUCGCUUGUCGGAGUGGAGAAAAGCCUUGAGAUCGCAGUUAGAAAGUUGAAACAAUAUCUGACUGAUCUGCCAAAAUAUGGGAUUGAAGUUAAUGAUGAGGAAGAAAUAGAAAGAUGCUGGUGUAUGGUAAAAAGAGAUAUUCGAUUCUUAGAGGGGUAUGUAGAUACGAUUACUGAGUCACAAGAAAAAUGGGUCAGCAUAGUAAGCAAGAGAAAUCAAGAGGAAGAGCGAAGAGGGUAUGAAGCGGCAUGCGAGGAAGAAGGUGGGUUUUUGGAAAUAGUGGCUGACGCGAAAGAUGCAAUUCAGAAUCUAAAGUGUAGGAUGGAAGAGUUACAGAGAGCAAAAGUAACCUUUGGAAAAUCCGUCAUAAAAGAAGAGAAUGAUGAGAAGCCUUAUAAAAGUGAGUUACCCCAAACAAAACUCCCAGAAUUUAGAGGAGAUCCUCUAGAGUGGCAAGGAUUUUGGGAAAUAUUCGAAUCCUUCAUAGAUAAACAAAAUAUACCAGCCGUGGUCAAGUUUAUGCAUCUAAAAAACUGCUUAGAAGGGAAUGCAAAAACCGUGUUAGAGAGCCUGCCCAUUACGGCCGAGAAUUAUGUCGAAGCUAAGAGUAUACUAGUAGAAAAUUUUGGAAACUCGAGAGUCAUUCGGAAACGUGUCCACCAUUUGUUACAAGCCCUACCUAAGUGUUCGGAAAGAUUAAACGAACUCAAACAUUUCGAUGAUACACUCUCAAAGGCAUGUAGACAAUUCAAAUCCAUCGGAGAGUCAUUAGAAAAUCCUUCUCUAGCCAUGUGUGUUAUCCAAAAGCUUCCAUCCAAAGUAAUCUCUCAAGUACUUGGAGCUGAAGAAGACGAUGAGUAUAAUCUAGAGAAAAUAAGUUAA